Molecule: messenger RNA, 234 nt
Organism: Parastagonospora nodorum SN15
Lineage: Eukaryota; Fungi; Ascomycota; Dothideomycetes; Pleosporales; Phaeosphaeriaceae
Exons: 2
Coding region: 1-234 (77 amino acids)
Source: RefSeq, a predicted model, not a curated record
AUGGCCCGGGAUGCCAGGCCUGUCACUGAACGUGCAGCCCACGGCAUCGCGUCGUCCCCUGUUGAACACACCAGCGUGGCAGCUGCAACCCGCGUCGCUGAGCCAAAGGCAUUCUUCAGCUGGCACGCGACGUGUCGCUCCCUUGCGUGUCCUUCGGUACAUGCGAGAAGUACUCCGACCCCUCAUCUCAAGCAUGCACCAGCCUCCCAGCCGGGACUACAAUGGUGCGAAUAA